Messenger RNA from Brassica oleracea var. oleracea, 1373 nucleotides. RefSeq lists its product as uncharacterized. The record is from RefSeq and is a predicted model, not a curated record. The transcript is spliced from 9 exons. Lineage: Eukaryota; Viridiplantae; Streptophyta; Magnoliopsida; Brassicales; Brassicaceae. The coding region runs from base 333 to 1106 and encodes 257 amino acids.
AUAUGCUGUUAUCGAAUCCAAAUGAUCCAUCUUCUUCUCUAACUCCAUCUCAGGACUCGUGAUCUUCCGAUGAACAACGGUCAAGAUGAGUCUUGAGCCAGAGAGCCCGUUGAGAGAUUUCUCCGUCCAAGCCAGCUAGCAUCUCGGCUCUGGAGCAGCUCAAGACCUAUGCUAUUGACCAGAUUGUAUACUUGUUCAAGGGAUUAAGUUCUGCUUUGAACUCUGAUUGAUUAUCACCAGUAUACACGAAAGAAGCAGCAUUGGGUGAUUGGCCUUAACAUUCACACAACUCCUGUUGAGAUGCAUGAGAAGCUUUCUUUUCCCAAAGCUGAAUGGCCACGAGCUAUCACCGAGUUAUACAGUUUGAAUCAUCUUUCUUGAAGAAGCUGCUGUUCUCAAUACUUGUAACGGUAUGGAGAUUUAUGUUCUGCCUCUAUCUCAGCACCGUGGAGUCAAAGAAGUCACUAAAUGGAUGUCUAAGACAAGUGGAAUCCCAGUUUCAGAGAUUUGUCAGAACCGUUUCCCGCAGACAAGUGGAUUUCUGCUGUGGUCUUUUGUUCUUUAGUGAGGUAUCUGGACCACUGAUUGUUAACCUCCUUCUUCGUCUCAAAUGGUACUCCCAAAAGUUCGUUAAAGGACAAUGGGAUAAAGAAGACUGUGUUGCUGAGUUGAACAAUUACAUAGACCGUCUCUCGAUAUUGUCUUUGGCAAAUACUAACAGAAAACUACCAGAUAUACUUGGUGAGCUAACUGCUAUCAGGAGCACAAUCAACGAUCGGACACAUAGCUCACAGCAUGUUAUUCUUACUUUACAUAUAGAUAGGGAUGUGUAUGAAUGUGUAAGCCUUUUUGACGGAUUAGCUUACGUAUUUUAUGACAAAUUGAAAAGCUAUGGGUCAGAACCAAAAGUUGUGUUGGUCACUGGCAAUCGUCUGUAUUUUUCUAAUACAAUGGGUGAUUAUGGUAUUGUGGAAGCUACAGCCCCCAACUUUAAGUUGCAGAUCUUGAGAAACCCAACGUAUAGAAGCUAUGUCAGUUCAGAGAAACAGGGAAGAAGCAAGAGAGGAGAGAUGCACAUGAAUAGCCAAGAAGAUGCAAGAACUUAACAAAGAGCAGAUUAGGCAAAGUCACUAGCUUUAGCUGCUCGAGAGAAGCUCAGAAAAGCGAGGAAGAGUCAGGUGAAGCGAAGGCAGAAGUCUCUGUCAAUUGAGGCGGAAAGGGAAAUGAGUGCCGUGAUGGAAUUCAUGGACCAUAGUUACCUACAAUGUGGUCAUUGAAACAAAUGGAAUAUUUAUUUAGGGUAAUACAAUCAGAGAGAAUAAAACAAAGAUGUGUUCACUACUAUCAUUUUAUAAGGAUUUACUAGAUCUUGA